Molecule: messenger RNA, 4425 nt
Organism: Drosophila suzukii
Lineage: Eukaryota; Metazoa; Arthropoda; Insecta; Diptera; Drosophilidae
Source: RefSeq, a predicted model, not a curated record
AUGAAAUUAAGUACUGUCAGCUUGUUGCUUAUUCUAAGCAGUCAGGCAUGGAGCCAAUCAAUUAAAAUAAGGAUACCUGUCUGGGAUGCUUCCAGCUUAUUUACGCGCUUAACAGGAAUUCGAAUCAACUCAGGAUCUAACUCUAAUAACCAAAUCCCAUCAAAUGAAAAUAACAACCAGCAGAAUAACGAGUACAACGAUUAUUUAAACAACUAUUAUAAAAACUAUUGGGCGAAUGCAUACCAGAAUUUUGAUCCCUACGGAUACGGAUAUUUCGGACCAUAUGGACCGUACGGACUUUACGGACCUUAUGAUCUUGGUGAACUUCAAACUUCAACAAGCACGCAACCCACAACACCUUUUCCACCAACUACCACAACCACAACAAGUACUGCAAGCCCCACAACAGACUCUACCGCAACAAGUACUGCAAGCCCAACAACAGAUUCUACCACAACAAGUACUGCAAGCCCCACAACAGACUCUACCAAAACAAGUACUGCAAGCCCCACAACGGAUUCCUCCACAACAAGCACUAAAAGCCCCACAACGGACUCCACCACAACAAGUACUGCAAGCCCCACAACCGAUUCGACCACAACAAGUACUGUAAGCCCUACAACAGAUUCUACCACAACAAGUACUGCAAGCCCCACAUCGGAUUCCACCACAACAAGUACUACAAACCCAACAACGGAUUUCACCACAACAACAGUAAGUGGAACAACGUCCACAGGGAUUCCCACAACGGAUUCUACCACAACAAGUACUGCAAGCAGGACAACAGAUUCUACCACAACAAGUACUGCAAGCCCCACAACGGAUUCUACCACAACAAGUACUGCAAGCCCCAUAACGGAUUCCACAACAACAAGCACUGCAAGCACAACGGAUUCCACCACAACAAGUACUGCAAGCUCCACUACGGAUUCUACCACAACAAGUACUGCAAGCCCCACAACGGAUUCCACCACAACAAGUACUGCAAGCCCCACAACGGAUUCCACCACAACAAGUACUGCAAGCCCCAUAACGGAUUCCACAACAACAAGCACUGCAAGCACAACGGAUUCCACCACAACAAGUACUGCAAGCUCCACAACGGAUUUCACCACAACAAGUACUGCAAGCCCUUCAACGGAUUCGACCACAACAAGUACUGCAAGUCCCAUAACGGAUUCCACAACAACAAGCACUGCAAGCACAACGGAUUCCACAACAACAAGUACUGCAAGCUCCCCAACGGAUUCCACCACAACAAGUACUGCAAGCCCUACAACGGAUUCGACCACAACAAGUACUGCAAGUCCCAUAUCGGAUUCCACCACAACAAGUACUGCAAGCCCAACAACGGACUCCACCACAACAACAGUAAGUGGAGCAACGUCCACAGCGAUCCCCACAACGGAUUCUACCACAACAACAGUAAGUGGAACGACGUCCACAGCGAUCCCCACAACGGAUUCUACCACAACAAGUACUGCAAGCCCCACAACAGAUUCUACCACAACCAGUACUGCAAGCCCCACAACGGACUCCACCCCAACAAGCACUGCAAGCCCCACAACGGAUUCGACUACAAUAAGUACUGCUAGCCCCACAACAGAUUCUACCACAACAAGUACUGCAAGCGCCACAACGGAUUCCACCACAGAAAGCCCUGAAAGCCACACAACGGAUUCCACCACAACAACAGUAAGUGGAGCAACGUCCACAGCGAUUCCCACAACGGAUUCUACCACAACAACAUACUGCAAGCCCCACAACGGAUUCCACCUCAACAAGUACUGCAAGACCCACAACGGAUUCCACCCCAACAAGUACUGCAAGCUCCACAACGGAUUCUACCACAACAAGUACUGCAAGCCCCAUAACGGAUUCCUCAACAACAAGCACUGCAAGCCCCACAACGGAUUCCACCCCAACAAGCACUGCAAGCCCCACAACGGAUUCGACUACAAUAAUACUGCAAGCGCCACAACGGAUUCCACCACAGAAAGCCCUGAAAGCCACACAACGGAUUCCACCACAACAACAGUAAGUGGAGCAACGUCCACAGCGAUCCCCACAACGGAUUCCACCACAACAACAGUUAGUGGAACAACGUCUACAGUGAUCCCCAUAACGGAUUCUACCACAACAAGUACUGCAAGCCCCACAACGGAUUCCACCACAACAAGUACUGCAAGCUCCACCACGGAUUCCACCACAACAAGUACUGCAAGCCCUACAACGGAUUCGACCACAACAAGUACUGCAAGUCCCAUAUCGGAUUCCACCACAACAAGUACUGCAAGCCCAACAACGGACUCCACCACAACAACAGUAAGUGGAGCAACGUCCACAGCGAUCCCCACAACGGAUUCUACCACAACAACAGUAAGUGGAACGAUGUCCACAGCGAUCCACACAACGGAUUCUACCACAACAAGUACUGCAAGCCCCACAACAGAUUCUACCACAACCAGUACUGCAAGCCCCACAACGGAUUCCCCAACAAGCACUGCAAGCCCCACAACGGAUUCGACUACAAUAAGUACUGCUAGCCCCACAACAGAUUCUACCACAACAAGUACUGCAAGCGCCACAACGGAUUCCACCACAGAAAGCCCCACAACGGAUUCCACCACAGCAACAGUAAGUGUAGCAACGUCCACAGCGAUUCCCACAACGGAUUCUACCACAACAACAGUAAGUGGAACAACGUCCACAGCGAUUCCCACAACGGAUUCUACCACAACCAGUACUGCAAGCCCCACAACGGAUUCCACCUCAACAAGUACUGCAAGACCCACAACGGAUUCCACCCCAACAAGUACUGCAAGCUCCACAACGGAUUCUACCACAACAAGUACUGCAAGCCCCAUAACGGAUUCCACAACAACAAGCACUGCAAGCCCCACAACGGAUUCCACCACAACAAGUACUGCAAGCUCCACCACGGAUUCCACCACAACAAGUACUGCAAACCCUACAACGGAUUCGACCACAACAAGUACUGCAAGUCCCAUAUCGGAUUCCACCACAACAAGUACUGCAAGCUUUACAACAGAUUCUAUCACAACAAGUACUGCAAGACCCACAACGGACUCCACCCCAACAAGUACUGCAAGCCCCACAACAGAUACUACCACAACAAGUACUGCAAGCCCCACAUCGGAUUCCACCACAACAAGUAUUGCAAGCCCAACAACGGAUUCCACCACAACAACAGUAAGUGGAACAACGUCCACAGCGAUCCCCACAACGGAUUCUACCACAACAACAGUAAGUGGAACAACGUCCACAGCGAUCGCCACAACGGAUUCUACCACAACAACUUCCAGUGUGUCAAUCGUUAACAACAAGUACAGAAGGCAUCACAACAGAUUCCACCAUAGCCAGUACUACAACUACAAAUACUACCACAACAAGUACUGCAAGCCCCACAUCGGAUUCCAACACAACAAGUACUGCAAGCCCAACAACGGGUUCCACCACAACAACAGUAAGUGGAGCAACGUCCACAGCGAUCCCCACAACGGAUUCUACCACAACAACAUGUGUCAAUCGUUAACAACAAGUACAGAAGGCAUCACAACAGAUUCCACCAUAGCCAGUACUACAACUACAAGUACUGACGGCCCCACAACGGAUUCCAACACAACAAGCACUGAAAGCCCCACAACGGAUUCCACCACAACAAGUACUGCAAGCCCCACAACGGAUUCCACCACAACAAGUACUGCAAGCUCCGCAACAGAUUCUACCACAACAAGUACUGCAAGCUCCACAACAGAUUCUACCACAACAAGUACUGCAAGCCCCACAUCGGAUUCCACCACAAGAAGUACUGCAAUCCCAACAACAGUAAGUGGAUCAACGUCCACAGCGAUCCCCACAACGGAUUCUACCACAACAAGUACUGCAAGCUCCACAACGGAUUCUACCACAACAAGCACUGCAAGCACAACGGAUUCCACCACAACAAGUACGGCAAGCCCCACAUCGGAUUCCACCACAACAACAGGUGAAACAACUUCCACAGCGAUCCCCACCACAACAAAGAAGACCACAGACCCAUUAUGCAAAAUUUUUCCGCAUCUUCCGAUUUGUCAAUCGAAAAAUUCAGUGAACCUUGUAGAAAAUGGAUCUGGUUUAUCGGAUACCAAAACAUCAGACACAAUUUUUAACCCCGAACAACAGCUGGCAAUUACGUCGUUUCCUCAAUCAGUGACUUCUCUCUGUUACUUUUAUCCUCGUCUGUGCUUAAAGCCAGAGGAGGCCCAAUUCGUACGACUUGCCGAUGGAAAUGGAAAGCAUUUGUUGUUAAUUUCACAUGUCGAUGGACGAUCCGCUCACCCCCAACAGGAGCCUGCCUUAUGGAGAGCUAUAAGGAGAACCCUAGAAAAAAAAGGAAUAAAUAUUAUAAAAGGGUUACGAUAA